Scheffersomyces amazonensis is the source of this 2466-nucleotide messenger RNA. RefSeq lists its product as uncharacterized. Gene Ontology annotation, biological process: chloride transport; transmembrane transport. Gene Ontology annotation, molecular function: voltage-gated chloride channel activity. The transcript has a single exon. The coding region runs from base 1 to 2466 and encodes 821 amino acids. Lineage: Eukaryota; Fungi; Ascomycota; Pichiomycetes; Serinales; Debaryomycetaceae. The record is from RefSeq and is a predicted model, not a curated record. Gene Ontology annotation, cellular component: plasma membrane; early endosome; Golgi apparatus.
AUGGAACUGUUUAAUUCAUCUCAAGGUUCAAAAGUUAUAUAUACUGUAGAAGAUGAUAUACCUAAAUUAAUUUAUAAAUCAUUAAAUACAAAUACAUCUAAUUUAAAGACAAAUAAUCAUAAUUUAAAUAUUAGAAAACAUUAUGAAAAUAAUACUUAUAUAGAUUGGAGUCGAGAAACUUUAUUAAUACCGAAUAAUUCAAGUUUUUUAUCUAAAAAAUGGAUAGUUGUAACUGUACUGGCUAUACUUAUAGGUUAUCUUGCAACAUUAAUUGAUCUUUCAUCAGUUUGGUUAAAUGAUUUAAAGAAAGGUCUUUGUUUUAGUAAAAUUGAUAAAUGGUCUUUAUUAAAUCCUUAUAGAACUUGUCCAAUUGAUGAUUGGUAUAAUUGGUCUAGAAUAUUAUUUAAUUCAACUAAUUCAAUUACCAAUAUAUUUAUAAAUUUCCCAAUUUAUAUUAUAUUUGCAUUAAUUUGGUCAUUUAUUGCUGCUUAUAUAACAAUUGUUAAAGCUCCAUUAAUUAAACAAUCAGGAAUUCCUGAAAUAAAAUUAAUUAUAUCAGGAUUUAAUUUUAAUAUUGAUAAUUAUUUAGGGUUAAGAACUUUAAUUUAUAAAACUUUCGGAUUAAUAUUAGUUGUAAGUUCAGGUUUAUGGUUAGGUAAAGAAGGUCCAUUAAUUCAUGUAUCAUGUUGUGUUUUAAAUAUAUUAUUUGGAUUUGCAUUUAGAAAUCAAUAUGAAAAUGAAGCAGUUAGAAGAGAAUUAUUAACUGCUGCUACUGCAACAGGUGUAUCAGUAGCAUUUAAUGCUCCAAUUGGUGGAGUAUUAUUUGUUUUAGAAAGUAUGCCAUCAUUUUUUAUGCCAACAAAAAUAAUGUGGAAUUCAUUUGUUAAUGCAACAAUUGCAGUUAUUGUUGUAACUGGUUUUAAAAUAUUUACUGAAGGAACUAAUUUUGUUGAACAAGAUUUAUUCCCCGUUGAAUUUGGAAAUUUUAGUUGGUUAUUUAUGGAAAUCCCUCCAUUUUUAUUCUUAGGAGUACUUGGAGGUGUUUAUGGAUAUUUAUUUACAAAUUUAAAUGCUAAAUUUAUUACCAGUUCAUUUAGAAAAAAAUUUCAAUUUGGUUUAUGUCAUUUAUUUGGAAUUAAUCCUUUAAGAGGUCCAUAUUUAGAAAUUUUAAUGAUAGUAAUUAUUACUAGUAUAUUAAGUUUCCCAUUUGAAUUAACUAAAUUACCUCUUAAUGCUUAUUUAAAACUGUUAUUUACUGCUUGUCAAACUGAUUCUUCAUCAAAUAAUUUCUUAUGUCAAACAUCAAAUUUAGUAACUAUUGGGAAAUUAACUUAUAUAUUAAUUCUGGGAUUUAUUUUAUCUUGUUAUACCUUUGGUACAGAAUUACCAGGAGGUAUUUUAACUCCUUCAUUAGUAUUAGGAGCAACUACUGGUAGAUUAUUAGGUAUAAUAUCUCAAGCAUUACAAAAUAAAUUUAAUUGGGAUUCAUUAGCUACUUGUACAGAAAAAUCAUGUAUAGUUUCACCAUCUUCAUAUGCUGUUAUUGGAGCAGCAGCAUUUAUGUCAGGUAUAACUAAAUUUACUAUGAGUGUUGUAGUAAUAAUUUUUGAAUUAACUGGAGCUGUAAGUUAUGUAUUACCAAUAAUGUUAGCAGUUAUGGUACUGAAAUUUAUUAAUGAUUGGUUAACUAAUGAUAAUAUUUAUGAUUCAUUAAUGAAACUUACCAUUAAUAAAGAAUAUAAUUCUAAUGAAGGAGGUAAAUUACCCCCAAAUGAAGGUAAAGGACCAGGAUUAGUUAAUUUUAGUGGAUUAACAACUUUUGUUAAAAAUAAAUUACCUGAUGUUUCAAUUAAAUCAUUUAUGAUACCUAUUCAAAAAACCAAAUGUAUUUGUUUAAUUCCUGAAGAUUAUUAUACAGUAAAUUCUUUAUAUGAAUUUGCUAAUAGUGAUGUUCAUGAAGGAUAUCCAGUAAUUCUUAGUUAUGGAUAUCCAGUUUAUUUAGGUUAUGUUAAUAAACCUGAAUUAUAUAAUAAAUUAUCAACAAUUGAAGAUAUUAAUGCUUAUAUUAGUUUUCAAAUUAAUGAUUUACCAACUAUAGCAUUAUCACAACAAUUACAUUAUGAAAGAUCAAUAUCUUCAACUAUGAUUCAAAUUGAAUUAGAAGUUGAAAAAUCGAUAAUUAUAUUUAAUGAAUUAACUACAUCAAUAUUAUUAAUGGAAACAUUUGAAAAACUUCAUACAAAUUAUUCAGUAAUAAUGGAUAGUAAUAAUCCUCAAGUUAUGUGUGGAUUUAUUGAUAGAUUUAUUAUAGCUGAAAUGAUUGAUUCGCAAUUUCUGAGUCUUGAAACUGAACUUAAUGAAAUAAUCAAUGUAGAUGAAUUUGAUUUAGAAGAUUAUGGAGAUAGUGAGAGAGAUGAUUUACUUAAUAUGAGAAGAAAUAGGUUAAGUAUAGAGUUAAUUAAUUAA